AAAAAGUCUUCCAACACUUCAAAAUCUACAAAAUCCCCAAAACCCAAUCUCUCUUCUCUCUCUCUUCCCUCUCUCUCUCUCUCUCUUUCUUUCUUACAGUGGAGAACAACAAAACACCUUCAAAUGAAGAAUCUAUGCUUUUGAUCAUCAAAUCUAUGGAGAACAAGGCAGCUGAGCGGAGCAAAACCGAGAAUAAUAAUAAUCCCAUGGUUAACCCUGCAUUUUCCGACCAGAUUCCGGCCACCUUUUCCCUGCAAACCCUCUUCGACAUCCCCUCCUCCGAUCAAACUGAUCACCCCAAGAACCCACCUUCCUCAAGCUUCUUCGACUAUCUCUUCCCUUCCCAAGACUACUCCGCCACCGUCUUCGAUCUCCUCCAAACCCCGCCACCUCUCUUGAUCCCGCCGCCGCCUCCGCCACCCUCCCAACCUCUCCCCGAGUCGUCGGAGGCGGUGAACACUCCGGCCACCCCCAACUCCUCCUCCAUAUCCUCCUCGUCGAAUGAAGCCGCCAUUGACGACCAGCUCCCUAAAACAACGGCAGAAGAAGUUGAACAGGAAUCCGACAGAAGUAAAAAACAGUUGAAGCCCAAAAGGAAGAAUCAAAAGAGGGAAAGAGAGCCAAGAGUGGCGUUCAUGACAAAGAGUGAAGUGGAUCACUUAGACGAUGGUUAUAGAUGGCGAAAGUACGGCCAAAAAGCCGUCAAAAACAGCCCCUUUCCGAGGAGCUACUACCGGUGCACGACGCCGGCGUGCGGCGUGAAGAAGCGGGUGGAGAGGUCGUCGGAGGAUCCGUCGACGGUGGUCACCACGUACGAAGGCACCCACGGCCACCCGUGCCCGGUGACGCCUCGCGCCACCGUUGGGAUCAUCAUGCCGGAAGCCUCCAACUUCGGCAGCGUCAGCGCCCCCGGCGGCGGGACCGGAAGUCCGUCGUCGUCGUCUUUUGUCAUCCCUCACCACCACUUUCACUACCCAAUGCCGCAGCAACAACAGCCGUUUUUCGCGAUAACCUCGCCGUUGCCGCCUCCUUUGAGCUACACCCCAUCGACCGGCAACCAAGAGAGGAGGUUCGCCGUUCCGUCGUCGUCUUCUCCGGCCGCCCGGGACGACGGGCUUCUGCAGGAUAUGCUGCCAUUCCGGUUGAGAAAGGAACCCGGCUCGGAAGAAUAGGCUGAUUAAUUAAUCCUCUCUCUGAAUUAUAGACAUAUCUAAAAGUGACACAGUUGGCCUGGAGAUUUUUCUAAGUGCAGAUCAGAUUCUUGAAGUUGGGUUAUCUUCUUUAAAUUAAAUAGAUUAUUAUAUUUCUUCAAUUAAUUAAUAUUUUUCAUUUUAAAACAUAUCCAUGCACCUAGGCUAGAUUUUUAAGGUCUGUUGAUUAUUAGAAGAUUUUGAGGUUCUUUCUUCUCUUCUUUUGUAUUCUCUGUACUUAAUUAGUUUUGGAUUGAGCGAGCCAUGGAGAUAAUAUUGGUUCUUUUGUAUGUAUAUUAUUCCCCUUUGUAUCUAAUUCCCUUUUGUUUUCCUCUUUGCACAUUCCAUUUUAGUACCUAUAUA
Ipomoea nil (Japanese morning glory) is the source of this 1553-nucleotide messenger RNA. Its product is annotated as probable WRKY transcription factor 48. Gene Ontology annotation, molecular function: sequence-specific DNA binding; DNA-binding transcription factor activity. The coding region runs from base 135 to 1172 and encodes 345 amino acids. NCBI's taxonomy places the organism in Eukaryota, Viridiplantae, Streptophyta, Magnoliopsida, Solanales, Convolvulaceae. The transcript is spliced from 3 exons. Gene Ontology annotation, biological process: regulation of DNA-templated transcription. The record is from RefSeq and is a predicted model, not a curated record.